This is a messenger RNA of Nakaseomyces glabratus, 1542 nucleotides long. It is a transcript of the gene CIK1, whose product is annotated as Cik1p. Gene Ontology annotation, molecular function: microtubule binding. Lineage: Eukaryota; Fungi; Ascomycota; Saccharomycetes; Saccharomycetales; Saccharomycetaceae. The record is from RefSeq and is a predicted model, not a curated record.
AUGCUGCGAGAUGUUACAAAUACGCCUGUUAUCAGUGGGCGUAGUGCGACUGUGGACGGUGGGAAGCUCGCCUAUGGUGAUGACAAGCUGAUGGAGGAGAUCAAGAGGCGGGAGCGGAAGGUGUUACAGGACAUCAACAGGCUCAAGAGUGCCGUAGAGGAGAUCGAUAAGGAGACAGAGAAGAUACGAAGCCGACUGCCGGAGCUGGCAGGUAGUUACAGGCAGCUACUGGACAACAUAGACAAUGAGGAUAAGCAGAUAUUGUGUUUAGAGGAGCAACUGGAGUCCCUGGAGUCACAGUGUAACACCGAAAGGGAGAAUCAACGACGUAUGGUUGAGAAUUUAGAACUGCAGCACUCGAUUGAUGUAACGAACCAUAACACUUCCUUAGAUCAGAAAAACUCCGAGAGUAGACACAGCUGGGAGGUCCAGUUGAUCGAGCUACAAAACGAACCGGAGACUAAAGAUAAUGUGGAUAUUAUAAAAGCCAUUAAGACGGAACUUGCAGAGUUACAAGUUGAAUGGUACGCUAUUGAAAAGGAAAACGAUAAGAAAUGUUCAGAGUACAAACAAGAACUUAGAGAGCAGUUUGAAACUUUUAAGAGAGAAAAAAAAUUAAAUUUACAAGAGACAGAGAACACUGCAAAUUCAUCACUCAAAGAUGAGAACGAACAUAGAUCAAAGCUCGAAUCUCACAAAGCAACUAUCUGUGCCAAUGACAGCGAAAUUGCUAAUUUAAGGGAUACCAUUGCUGAUCGUACAUCAACAAUAUCCCAAAUUGAUAAAUCAAUGCUACCUCUUGAGCAGGAAUUAAGAGAAGCAAGUUUACAAUUCAGGGAAAUUGAAAAUGAUUGCAACCAUGUUAAUAAAGUAUGCGAACAUUUGAAGUCUACCAAUAGCCUAGUAUUCGAAAGAUAUUUACAAGAGAAAAGAGCAAAAAAAAAGCUUCAGUAUGCGAUAGAGGAAAUCCGCGGUAAAAUAAGAAACUUUGCUAUUCUGAAUUCGGACAGGGUCAAGAACAUAUUUGAUGUCGACAUUACUAAAGCUACAAUCCGCAAUAUCAACAACCGUAGAGUAUACCAGUUCAAUAGGUUGAUUGAACGCGCAUCCAUACUAGAACAACGAAAACUUUGGGAAGAAUUCGAAACAUAUAUUGAGAUCCAACUGAGAAAACAAUGUGAUUUUAGCAUUUUCAUCUGUAACCCAGCAGCCACUGAGUUUCCAUUUGUUGAUAAACUUGAUACAUGUAUCAGUGAGUCUACUAUUACCGAUGCGUACACGUAUACUAGGACUAAAGAUGGAUCAACGAACGUUUUCAACUUUAAAUCAAAGAUUGAUGGAUCGGAAGUAAUCGGCUAUUUUAUAGAACUUCGUGAAGAUAUCAGGGACAAAUUGGAGAACAAAUAUAGCCAAACACUCUCCUCAACCAUUCCCUGUAUAAUGCACUUACUGGAUAUCAGUACUAUUUCAAUUUCGUUGCAAAUAUUCCAAACAUUCAAAGAGAUCAACAAUCCAAAGCCCAGCGCCUUAAGGAAAAAGUGA